AUGGGCAAUCAACAAGCAGCAGGUCGAACUCGAAGUGAUACCUACACACGGUAUGAACGUGACGGUGAAGAUGGUCGUUAUGUGACACUUGAUCAUAACGAUUACACGGGCAGUGGAAAUCUGUCUUCCUACGAUGAACGAGCUGGAUUGCGACACGAUGCAAGUCUACCAAUACGUAUCCGAAAUCAGCGACCUAUGCAACAACAUCAUACGCAACACGCAGCGCAAGCAGAAAUGCAGAAUGAAAAGAAAACUAUUCCCGUUGUUUUUCGAUAUCCAGCAUUAGCAAAAGAUAAAGAAGCUCUGUUGACUGGUUCGUUUAAUAACUGGAAGGAGAAAGUACCGAUGGUAAAAAGUGACAAUGAUUUCGUUGUUAUUUUGGAAUUACCUGAAGGUGAACAUGAAUACAAAUUUCUUAUCGAUGGUCGAUGGGAGUACAACUUGAAUGAGGCAUCGAAAGACGAUGGUCUGAAUGGUCGAAACAAUGUCGUUACAGUAAAAAAGAGCGAUUUCGAAGUCAUGGAAGCAUUAAUAUCGGAUUCAAUUCCAGCGAAUAGUCAAAACCAAAGUCUGAACAAACAGCAAUCAAGCGAUUCAGAUAUAGCACGCUCACCACCUGGCUCCUACGAGCAGAGCUGGCCACCAGCAAACCAGAAAGAUUUUCCACAAUCAGAUAAACCGCCGAUUUUACCACCACAUCUUCUCAACAUUAUCCUUAACAAGGACACCGCCGCUCACUAUGAACCAGCUCUAUUACCUGAACCGAACCAUGUUAUGUUGAAACAUCUCUACGCUUUAUCUAUUCGUGAUGGUGUUAUGGUAUUAAGUACAACAACGCGUUAUAAACAAAAAUUUGUCACAACAUGUUUUUAUAAGCCUACUGCAAAAUGA
This is a messenger RNA of Adineta ricciae, 891 nucleotides long. Lineage: Eukaryota; Metazoa; Rotifera; Eurotatoria; Adinetida; Adinetidae. The record is from the annotation of a GenBank genome assembly.